AUGUCCACCCACAAGAUUCAUCAUAAAUUUAUUGAUGAGGAAAAAUUCCACUUAGAACAACCACCAUUAGUUUGCAAACCCAAAGCUACAAAAUGUCCGGGUUGCAAAAAUCAAUAUAAAAGAUGCGCAGUGUGCAAACGCCAUAUUAAGAAGCGCUACUGUCUUCAAUGUAUCCCAGGACCUCCAGGACGGCCAGGACCCCCAGGGCGGCGAGGGCCUCCAGGGCCUCCAGGGCCAUCAGGGGAAAUGGGUGAUCAAGGACCUAAAGGGGCAACAGGUGGUCAAGGGGCGACUGGACCUUCAGGAGAAAUAGGUGACCAAGGGCCUAAAGGAGCUGGUGGUGACAGAGGUAUCAGCGGGGAUACUGGUGUAGAAGGUGACCAAGGGCCUAAAGGAGCUGGUGGUGAAAGAGGUAUCGGUGGACCUCAAGGUGUAGAUGGUGACACCGGAACUAAAGGAGCGAGUGGUGGCGGAGGUAUCACUGGGGCUAAUGGUGUAGACGGUGACACGGGACAUAAAGGAGCUAGUGGUGAAGGAGGUAACACCGGAGCUAAUGGUGUAGACGGUGACACCGGACAUAAAGGAGCUAGUGGUGAAGGAGGUAACACUGGAGCUAAUGGUGUAGACGGUGACCAAGGGCCUAAGGGACCUCCAGGUAUGCAAGGUCCCGCUGGGUUUCAAGGUGUAGAAGGUGAUCCGGCUUAA
Molecule: messenger RNA, 705 nt
Organism: Debaryomyces hansenii CBS767
Lineage: Eukaryota; Fungi; Ascomycota; Pichiomycetes; Serinales; Debaryomycetaceae
Product: DEHA2E17094p
Exons: 1
Coding region: 1-705 (234 amino acids)
Source: RefSeq, a predicted model, not a curated record